Molecule: messenger RNA, 2232 nt
Organism: Raphanus sativus (radish)
Lineage: Eukaryota; Viridiplantae; Streptophyta; Magnoliopsida; Brassicales; Brassicaceae
Exons: 14
Coding region: 555-2165 (536 amino acids)
Biological process (GO): RNA polymerase III preinitiation complex assembly
Cellular component (GO): transcription factor TFIIIB complex
Molecular function (GO): TFIIIC-class transcription factor complex binding
Source: RefSeq, a predicted model, not a curated record
CAGAUCAAGGCUGGAAGGAGAGGUAUACAUGAAGAAACAGAGGAAUACAUAGAGAGAGGGUUGUUCGUGGAGCACAAAAGCGAGGAAGAGGAGGUUUGAUCCAUCUAAAGUGAACCAAGGAUCGAAUUGGGCCUUACGUUGUAGAAGACAGCCCAUUAAUGACGAUAAGGAAAGAGCUCAAACCCGCCUUUUUUAUUUGUCAAAAAAUCGCGGGCUUUUUAAGUGGGUGCGAGUUCUGUUUUGAAACGAUGACGUUUUCUAAGUGGGUGCGGUUCUCUCUUCUGUCUCUCUCUCUCUGUCUACUUGUUCAUCUUCUUCACUCCUAAAACCCUAAUCUUCUCCACACUCACUCAGAAUCCCUGCCUUUCCUUCUUCCCGGCGACCCUGUAAUUUCAUUAACGUAUAUCCGAUUUCUCUAAAAGAGAGAUCCCCCCCCCCACAAUCCAAAAAGGGGUUUCCUGCGAUAACAGAGGUCCGCUGUAAAGUUGCCUUUUUUUUUCCAUUUGCUCUGUCUCGUUGCUGUUGAAUCCAUUUGAGGGACAAAUCAAAGUCAAAUGGAUUAUUUAGACUUGGAUGAUCAACCUGCUGCUGCUGCUGCACCAGCUGCAAGGGCCGGUGCAAAGUUUAAACCGAAAGGUAGACCACAGCCCAAGAAGAAGCUACUCUCUCUUUCAACCUCCCAAACCACACUCUCUACCCUUCAUCUUCCCAAGGAAACACUCUCUACGCAAACCCAAGAUCCCGUUUCUCUAGAUGAUGUUUCAACUAUUGUGCCUGAUAGUGAACCCAUUAACCAAUCCACCAUUGAAACAAUCUCUAAAGAGAAUGUGUUCUCAGAAGGGCUUUCUGUUCUUCGUGCUUGUUCUAACGUUAAUUCUGAGGGAAAGAAGUGUGAUAAUGCCACAGAGGCAGCACCUGCAUAUCCUCAUGAUGAUGAUCCUAGGAGACAAGACUCUGGACAUUUUGUUACUCAGGAAACGGAUGAUACUAUUCAUCCUCAAACUCAAAGGAUGCAAACAGGGGAAGACGAGUGCCAUUGGAACAUGGAGACUCUUAAUAUUGUACAGGAGGAAGGCAUCAUCACCACUUCAUAUGAGCAACAUACUGGAAAGUUCCAACCAAAGCCUAGAUUGCCAGACGCUGUGAUUGAAGAACCUGAGUCUCAUUGCUCUGUUGAUUACACAACGGAUGCUAAUCAGUAUGCGUUAACGGUCAAUGUGGAAUCAAGAAAUGAAUUUAAUAGUUUGGGGAAUACAGUAGUGGAAGAAGAAACACUGACAGGAAGAGAAAGCAAAAAGGGAAAAUCGAAGAGAGGUCGAAAGCAGAAAACCACUAGUGAAGAAGAACCAAAUAAGUCUCUCGAGAAGAAGAAGAAGUUCAAGCAUUCAGGUCGUCGGCAGAGAAACAGAACAUUGGAGAAAGAAUUGCUUGAAACCCCGGAUGAUGAAAUCAAAUAUUUGCCCAUUAGAGAUAUGCUUCGCCUUGUUGAAUAUAGAGAAUGGAUGGAGAAAAAGGAAGCAAAGGGAGCUCCUGUUGUGCCGUCAACCCAAGAAAGUAAUACGAACGCACUGGAGGAUAACCAUUAUUAUUCACAAGGUUUUGACGCAGAAGAUGAAUUUGGUAUGAUGGUGGAGACUGAAAAUCAAGAAAAUAACGUAGUGAAACCGGACUCACCGGUUAACUAUCAAACGUACAUGAACAAGACUCCCAGAGCUAAAUGGUCAAAGCAAGAUACAGAACUUUUCUAUGAGGGAAUUCAAGAGUUUGGGGGAAAUCUAUCGAUGGUACAACAGCUGUUUCCUGAUAGAACGCGUCAACAGAUCAAACUCAAGUUCAAAUUGGAAGAACGCAGGAAUCCAUUGAAGCUUAAUGAUGCAUUAACAACUCGCUCCAAACAUAUUACUCAUUUCCAUACUGUGAUUAAGAAGCUUCAGCAAGAAGCUGCAGCUGAAAGGGAAGGAGAAGAAGAAGAUGGAGAAGAGGAAGAGGAAACUACUGAUGUUCCUGAGAAUGAGGAGCCAGCGAAGUCUGAGGAGACGGGUGAUGGAGUAGCUGGCGUUAAGGAACCGGACCUUGAGUAUAUUGAGAAUAACGGAGGAGAUGAAUGUGAGGGAGAGGAUGAUGAUGAUGAUGAGUUUUGGAAUUCUUAUAAAAGUGAAAUGUAAACAAAUUAGUCCUUUUGUAUUUUGUUGAAGACUAAAUUAGUAAAUCUAUUUUUAUUGAGAUGGGAUU